UAGUGUUUACCAUGGUUCUGAAAACCGGACCGGACCGGCCGGUUCAACCGGAAAAACCGAAAACCGGUUACCUGACCGAUCCGAGUAACCUCAAAAACCGUUUAGCAAAGAACCGGUGGAAAAACCGGUCAAACCGGCGGUUAACUGGUAAACCGGAAGAACCGUCCGGUUUUUUAACGGUUCAGUGGUUUGGAAAUUCAGAAGCCAAACGACGUCGUUUUGGCUUUAAAAAAAAAACAAAAAAACAAAAAAAAACAAAACUGGCGUACGCGUUAACCUUAACCAACCUAACCCUAAUCAAUCAGCCACCCACCAAACCCUCGAAGCUCCCAGCCUCCUCCCCUUUCUUCCCCCCUCAUCCACCAAGGCCACCAUUGCCACCGCCGACGAAGCUUCAGAUUCCAGCAUCGCUCCUCGUUCGCGACCCAGCAUCGCUCCUCGUUCGCCACCCAGCAGCCGCGACCACCACCGCGUUGAGCCCGCCUCCUCGUCGCCGAACCUCGAAGAGCUCGCCGAGCCCGCCUCUCAUUCGCCGAUGGAACAUUCACAAAGUAACUCACAGCCACAAGAUAAUGCUGCUCAAAAUUCUCAAACUGGUUCAUCUUUUGAAUGUAGAACAUUAUGGGUUUGUCAUUAUGUACGUUUUAUUUUUUGUUUAGUUAUAAACUUUGAUGUUUGAAGUUGUUUGUGAACCUCUA
Molecule: messenger RNA, 698 nt
Organism: Arachis ipaensis
Lineage: Eukaryota; Viridiplantae; Streptophyta; Magnoliopsida; Fabales; Fabaceae
Source: RefSeq, a predicted model, not a curated record